This is a messenger RNA of Choloepus didactylus (southern two-toed sloth), 3360 nucleotides long. RefSeq names its product translation initiation factor IF-2-like. The record is from RefSeq and is a predicted model, not a curated record. The transcript has 2 exons. Bases 127 to 516 code for a protein of 129 amino acids. Lineage: Eukaryota; Metazoa; Chordata; Mammalia; Pilosa; Megalonychidae.
CAGUGGGGCCCGCCCGGCGGAUCCCCGGAAGCGCUGAGCGAGGCGCUAGCGGGCAGGGGGUUGUUUACCUGGGGCGGUGGCAGGAGGUAGGAUCUGAACGUGGGUCGCGGCGGCUUGAGAGAGAACAUGGUACCGCCGUCUUUUUGCCCGGGACCGCCGCUAAGCAGCGGCAGCGCCGACACCUCCCGCUACCUCUGGGAUGAGCGCUCCCCGUGCAGCCGCCCAGGCCCUGUCUGCGGCCGCCCGGGCCGGGCGGACUGUCAGGCGGGGACACGGCGGAGCGCCCGCCCGAGCGGGGAGGAGCCGGGGCAGGGCCGGGCCGAAGCGCGCGCCGAGGCCCAUCCCCGGAAGGGGCCCACCGCCCCGCCCCGAGAGAUGGCGCGCACAGGGCCGACGGCCGGCCGCUCCCGGCCUCUAGGCCGCGUUGGCGCCGGAACGCAAGGCUUGCGCUGUGCGCCCGCUGCCGGUGACCUCAGCGAGGACGCCGCGGAGUUCAGGGUGCAGGGGCCAUUUUGAGAGCGCAGCCUAGGGAGGCCGCUCCUACGGUGGCCUGCAGGGUUCACGACGGCCCGCAGGGACCUACGGCGGCCCACGGGGGUCAGUAGGGCUCGGGCGAGCGUUGUUUUUCCGGUCAUCCGGGAACAUCCAUGUACCUCUUUACUACAUAAUACCAGAAGACUGGGUACGUCUUAAGACCUGCAAAACCAAUGUGCAGAAGACCAACUACAGCCCCAGUAGGAUGGGCCUUACGAGGUUUCACUAAUCACCCUUACUUCUGUUAAGCUGCAGGGAAUAAGGCCAUGAGUCCAUCAUUCUCCAGUUCAAUUAGUUCCUCAGGAUCAAGAAGAUACCCCAAAGCCCAUCUGCGAGGACCAAGUGGGUAACAGCCUUCACGGAUAGCAGAUCGCCUCUGUUCAGCAACAGCCCAACACCAAAUGGACAUACUUCCCUGCUAAUAAUUUUUCUAUCUUAUAAUAUUCCUGUGAACUCAUAACUGAUCUUAAACUGCUUUUUAAGAGGAAUCCAAACCCAAAAACUAAGUGAAAGACUAUUGUCACUAUGUUCCCUCUCCUUUGGCUCUUUACUGUCCUCCUCUGUGACUUUAUUGGCCCUCCCCAUUCUCAGUGGGCCCCUGAUGGUAACGUCUUCCUUCAAUGAGCUCACUCCUAUGCCAUCUCUAUGAAUCAAUCUAACUGCUGGAUAUGUGGUCAGCUCCCACUUUCCAGUGCUUCUGGUCCAACCUGGUGAAUCUCACCCCUCCAGGGAAGAGACUGGAUAGCCCUAUGAAACUUAAAGAGGAACAAAAACAAUCAAUGACCCUUAACUCUAUAGACAUAACUAACACUGAUCCAAACAAUUAUCCAUUGAUAUGAAUGCUCCUGGACAUAUGGUCAAUUUUUCCUAUAACAUGACUUUCAAUGUGCCUACAUCAUAGGCAAAACAAUUGCCUAGAAAUAGAAACUUAACCAUUAGGAAAAGGAAAGACACAUAAACACUGGGACGGCAUGAUAUGGUUGACCCCUCGGUAUGGACAGCCAAGUCCAAAAAGCGCCCCCUUUGUUGGGAACAAAGAAAUCAUUCCAAGCAGCAGGAUCCCUAUAGGGCUGGAUGCUCCCAGAACAAUGUCACCAAACUAUUGUAUUACAAGAAAGUGACUAGUUUGGGACUGAUUGGUCAAGACACCCAGCAUUUAUUGGAUAGGUCCAAAUGGAACCCAAUGGACAAGCAGCACCAGUUUGCAGACCUGAUUGCCCCCAGGCUGGGUAGAAUGAUGUACAUUACGCUUGCCAUGGACCCAAAGGACUAUUUAUAACAUUCUGCUCCCUUCUGCUAAUUUACCCUUAUUAAAAACUAUUUGGGCAUGGUCGAUGCUCCACUUGCAGUCCUGUUUGUUCCAUCAAUAGGCAAUGAAGAUAUCGUCAUUCACAUUGCCUCAAUGUGGUUUACUUAACAAGCCCUAAAUAAUAAUCUCUAUAAUAUUUCCCUGCUAAACAUAGAGGUCACCCUCAUGCCUAAAGCCAUCCUCGAAAACUAAAUGGCCAUAGACAUCCUCACUGCCUCCCAGGGUGGGACUUGUGCUAUAAUCAAAACUGAAUGCUGCACUUUUAUACCUGACAGAUCUGCCAAAAUGUUGCAACAAUAUUAUUUCAUGUGAAAAACCAGAUUAAUGUCAUAGAAACAAGUUCUUUGUCAUCUAAUUUGUGUAGUAGCUCCCCUCGGGAAUUGGGUCUUGGUUCAGGAGCAUACAACAGAAAGGAUUAUUUGUCCUUAUUCUUAUUAUUGCUAGUGUUCUCCUCUUUAUACUUUGUUUUCAUGUCUUAUCCCAACUCUGCCAACAAGAUAAUGAUGAUUACUCAGCUGAGACCUGGGAUCAUUGAAUACCUUCAAAUGCAAGCAAAACAAUUCCUUUCCUCUGCCCCAUAAUAUCUGCAACCUCCAUAGCCUGAGGCAGCCAGAAUGGUCAGACCCCAAAUCCUUCAAGAUUGAGGAAUGAACAUAAGGGGGGCUGAAGCCACUACACCAGGACUUAUUAACCCAUACUCAUUGUUGUAACUGGAUACGUCCUUGGGCUUCCUAUUGCCUCCCUGUAAUUUGAGCCCCUUAUGAUCAAUCUACCCCAGCCCCAACUAGCUCUUACUGGUUUUUAGGGAUUCCCCCAGACCAAGCUUGCACACUCCCUACUAACUGUGAACAAAAAAAAGCCUACCCAAGGACCCUCCCCCCCCUUUUUUUACAUGCUUAGGCCCCCUUUUUCUGGUCAUGCAAUGGAUGACUUCCUAUGUAGAUUCUGUGCAUACCCCAUAUGCUCAGGCUUAGAGCUUGUACUUGGAGACUGCCUCACUCUUCCUAACCCCAUAUAAACCUCACCCAACCACAUGGGACAGGAGACAGACUUGAGCUUUGCUCCUGUCUCCUUACUGGUCAACCUCACAAUAAAAGCCCUUUCUUUUCUCAAAAUUUCGAUGUCACAGUUUUGGCUAUGCCUGGCACGAAUGUGUGUCAGGCAGCGAGUCCUUGCUUAGUAACAACAUCAUUCAUUAUGUACUAUUUUGUUGUCAUUGUAUAAUUUUAAAAAUAAAUAUUCAUUGAGCUAUUCAUAAAGGAUUAACAAAUUGUACUAUCUAAACCAGGGGUUGGCAAACUAAACUACUGUUCCUUUGAGUGGGCCCUAAAGAAUAUGAUGUUUAUGGCUCCUUUCUGCUUCUCACUCUAGCAUCUCAAAUUUUCUUUUUCUCUUUCUGUUCCCCUCACUCUUCUCCUUCCCCCCACCCCCACCCCAUGUUUGCUUUCUCUUUAGUUUCUCUUUUUUGCAUAGUUGCUUACUUCUUAAGUGACCCAUUCACAGUUCCCAAAGGCAUU